Lagopus leucura (white-tailed ptarmigan) is the source of this 4542-nucleotide messenger RNA. RefSeq names its product syntaxin binding protein 5L (gene STXBP5L). The transcript has 29 exons. Gene Ontology annotation, cellular component: cytoplasm; SNARE complex; plasma membrane. The coding region runs from base 445 to 4149 and encodes 1234 amino acids. Gene Ontology annotation, molecular function: syntaxin binding; myosin II binding; GTPase activator activity. Lineage: Eukaryota; Metazoa; Chordata; Aves; Galliformes; Phasianidae. Gene Ontology annotation, biological process: regulation of exocytosis; regulation of protein secretion. The record is from RefSeq and is a predicted model, not a curated record.
GAAGCGGGGUUGAGUGCAGUCGUUUUUUUGUUGCGCUGUCGAAACAGCCGAGCACCAAGGGCGAGAGGAAGAGAGGGAUGGACUCCGCUCCGUCAGAUGCUGGCUUGAAUUCUCCAUUGACUUGUCGCUGAUAGCUCGCUGCCAGAUGUGGGUGUCUGGGUGGACCUCGUUCUAUCGCUCCGUGUCUGAGCGUAAAGCCUAGUUCUGCUGCUUGUGGAUCUUUUAUUGUUAUUGCCCGAAAGGACCCAUCCCGCUAGCCUGACAAAAUGAAGCCUUUGUAUUUUUCAGUCAAUUAUACCUAAUACCGAUUAGUCGGUUUGGUACAAGGGGCUAAAGCGCUGCCUCGCUCGGAGGACCGUCAGGGACUCUCGCUACAUGUAGCUGGAUGUGUGGCGGCACAUCCUAUCGCCUUCCCCACGCCUUCUUUCUCGAGCUUUUUCCAAAAUGAAGAAAUUCAAUUUUCGCAAAGUUCUGGAUGGUCUGACCGCCUCUUCGCCCGGUGGCAGCGCUGGCGGUGGUGGGGCUGGCGGAGGCUCCGCGCAUCCCGGUGGGACUGCGGGCGCCGCGGGAACUCCUCGGGAGGAGGUCCAGGAAACGCUAACUUCGGAUUAUUUCCAGAUCUGUAAGACGGUUCGUCAUGGUUUUCCUUAUCUACCCACUGCCUUAGCUUUUGACCCAGUUCAGAAAAUUCUGGCAAUUGGGACAAGAACAGGAGCCAUACGAAUAUUGGGUAGGCCUGGUGUUGAUUGCUACUGCCAACACGAAAGUGGUGCCGCAGUCCUACAGCUCCAGUUCUUAAUCAAUGAGGGUGCUUUGGUCAGUGCAUGUGCAGAUGAUACGCUCCAUUUGUGGAAUCUCAGACAGAAACGACCAGCUAUCCUCCAUUCUCUGAAAUUUAACAGAGAACGAAUUACUUACUGCCAUCUACCUUUCCAGAGUAAAUGGCUUUAUGUUGGAACAGAGCGGGGAAAUACACACAUUGUAAAUAUCGAGUCCUUCAUUCUUUCUGGAUAUGUUAUCAUGUGGAACAAAGCAAUAGAACUAUCCACUAAGACUCACCCUGGGCCAGUUGUACAUUUAAGUGAUAGCCCAAGAGAUGAAGGGAAACUAUUGAUAGGCUAUGAAAAUGGGACUGUAGUAUUCUGGGACUUACGAUCUAAAAGAGCUGAUUUGAGAGCUUAUUAUGAUGAGGCUAUUCAUUCUGUUGCUUGGCACCAUGAAGGGAAACAGUUUAUGUGCAGUCACUCUGAUGGAAGCCUGACCUUAUGGAACCUGAAAAGUCCUAACAGACCUUUCCAGACCACAAUCCCACAUGGAAAAAUUCAAAGAGACGGAAAAAAACCUGAAUCCUGUAAACCAAUUCUUAAAGUGGAGUACAAAACCUGUAAAAACAGUGAACCAUUUGUGAUAUUUUCCGGUGGGUUGUCAUAUGAUAAGGCUUGUCGAAGACCAAGUCUAACGAUUAUGCAUGGGAAAGCAAUUACAGUUCUUGAAAUGGAUCAUCCUAUAGUUGAUUUUUUAACUCUUUGUGAAACCCCAUAUCCGAAUGAAUUUCAAGAACCCUAUGCUGUAGUUGUGCUUUUGGAAAAAGAUCUCAUUGUUGUUGACCUGACACAAAGCAAUUUUCCAAUCUUUGAAAAUCCAUAUCCUAUUGACAUUCAUGAGUCACCUGUCACCUGCACAGAAUAUUUUGCCGACUGUCCUCCAGAUUUGAUUCCUGUACUCUAUUCUGUAGGAGCAAAACAUAAAAAGCAAGGAUACAGCAAUAAGGAGUGGCCUAUCAGUGGUGGAGCAUGGAAUCUUGGAGCUCAGACAUAUCCUGAAAUCAUUAUUACAGGCCAUGCAGAUGGAUCAGUAAAGUUUUGGGAUGCUUCUGCCAUUACACUGCAGAUGUUGUACAAAUUAAAAACAUCAAAAGUCUUUGAAAAACAGAAGCCAGGGGAAGGAAAAGCAACAGCUGAGAUUGUGGAAGAAGACCCUUUUGCAGUUCAAAUGAUGUACUGGUGUCCUGAAAGCCGAAUUUUCUGUGUGGCAGGAGUUUCUGCAUAUGUGGUUGUUUAUAGAUUCAGCAAACAUGAAGUAAAUACUGAAAUUGCGUCACUAGAGGUACGACUUCAGUAUGAAGUAGAAGAUAUCAUUACUCCUGAACCGGAAAUAAUUCCUCAAUUUCCAGAUGCCUCUUCCCAGCUUCCUUCUCUAAAGAGUCUUUCAGGUAGUACCAACACUGUAGCAUGUGAAGGAAUGAUGAAGGACAGUAUCCCAUGUCUUAGUGUUAAGACUCGACCUGUGCGAAUGCCUCCUGGAUAUCAAGCAGAUCUUGUUAUUCAGUUGGUGUGGGUGGAUGGUGAGCCUCCACAACAGAUUACCAGUCUUGCUGUAAACUCUGCCUAUGGACUAGUGGCAUUUGGAAACUGCAAUGGUUUGGCUGUUGUGGACUUCAUGCAAAAGAGCGUACUACUGAGCAUGGGAACCCUUGAAUUGUACGGAUCGAGUGAUCCGUACCAACGCCAGCCCCGUUCACCUCGAAAAAGCAAGCAGUUUGCUGCAGACAACUUUUGCAUGCGUGGCCUGUCUAACUUUUAUCCAGAUUUAACGAAACGGAUCCGUACUUCCUAUCAGAGCCUGACUGAACUCAGUGACAGUCCAGUUUCCCUGGAGCUAGAGCGUUGCAAGUCUCCCACUUCAGUUAAAGGAUCAAGAAAGUUAAGUCUGCCAACAGAUCUUAAGACUGAUCUUGAUCACGUGAAUGGUCACUGUACAAGCCCAACAUCCCAGAGCUGCAGUUCAGGAAAACGACUUUCCAGCGCGGACGUCUCAAAAGCAAACCGCCGAGGGCCCGGGAGGCCCCCCUUUAGAAAAGCACAGUCUGCAGCCUGCAUGGAGAUUUCCCUCCCAGUCACCACAGAAGGUUACAUUUCCAGACGGGCAGUGCUUCAGCAAUUACACGGAAUCAGUUCAUUCUCACACGACGAGCGUCACUGUACUGCUCACACAUGGAUGAACAAAGAAAACCGAGAAAACUCCUUCAGCCGUUCCCGAAGCUCCAGCGUGUCGAGUAUUGACAGGGACUCCAAGGAGGCAAUCACAGCCUUGUACUUCAUGGAGUCCUUUGCCCGAAAGAAUGACUCUGCUGUCUCCCCAUGCCUCUGGGUUGGAACAGGCCUUGGUAUGGUCUUAAUCCUCUCUCUUAACCUGCCUGCCAGUGACGACUUACGGCAGUCAGAGCCGGUCAUGGUGUCACCGAGUGGCACAGUUCUGACACUGAAAGGAGCCGUGCUGACUUUCGCCUGCUUGGACUGCACAGGGACAUUGAUACAUCCACCUUAUGAAGUAUGGAGGGACCCACACAGUGCUGAUGAUGGUGAAAAAACAAGGAAAAGAAAACUUGUCAUGCAUUCCCCUUCAUCCUCCCAGGAUAUGGGUGAUCAUCAAUUUGCAGUCAUUUGUUCAGAAAAACAAGCCAAAGUCUUCUCAUUGCCUUCCCAAACAUGUCUUUAUGUCCACAACAUCACCGAAACGUCCUUUUUAUUGCAAGCAGAUGUGGUCACCCUCUGUAACAGCGUCUGUCUGGCGUGCUUUUGUGCCAAUGGGCACAUCAUGACACUGAGCCUGCCCAGCCUUCGCCCACUGCUGGACAUCAACUAUCUGCCUGUAACGGAUAUGAGGAUAGCGCGGACCUUUUGCUUCAGUAACGAAGGGCAGGCUUUGUACCUCAGCUCUCCCACUGAGAUCCAGCGCCUCACGUACAGCCAGGAGAUGUGUGACAACCUGCAGGACAUGCUUGGGGAUUUGUUUACUCCCGUGGAAACACCAGAAGCCCAAAACAGAGGCUUUCUUAAAGGGCUUUUUGGAGGAAGUGGACAAGCUUUCGACAGAGAGGAGCUUUUUGGUGAGGCCACGGCAGGAAAAGCCUCUCGCAGUCUCGCCCAGCACAUCCCUGGAUCAGGUGGAAUUGAAGGUGUGAGAGGAGCUGCAGGAGGAGUCAUUGGGGACUUGACUCGCGCUCGUAUUGCUCUUGAUGAGAGAGGACAGAAACUGGGAGAGCUGGAUGAAAGGACCGCGAGCAUGAUGGCCAGUGCAGAGGCAUUUUCCAAACAUGCACAUGAGGUGAUGCUGAAAUACAAGGACAAAAAAUGGUACCAGUUUUAAACUUCUAAAGAAUCUGCUUGUGGCUUUGUUCAGAACACUGCUGAGGGAAGCAACGUUCAUUCCCAAAUCUAUCAGUCAUCAGCCAGAAACAAUUUUUUCUCCUAGAAGAUGUUUUCCUCUUACUGUGUUGGAAUCAUCGCAGUGGGCGUCAAAGAAAUCUUCCAGAACAUGAGUUGGAAACUGGAGUCAUGGGGGCUUUUAUGGCAGCAACUGGUUUAUGCAGUAGCCAGUCUUUCCCAAAAGGAACUCAACCAUCACUGUGGCAUGUAGCUUUUCAGAAGCUGUAGGUAUGAACUGUGGGGAGCCGUGUCUGAUUAAAAAUACUCUGUAAAAACUCGAAUGUUAAUGCACUUAGAAAACUUUGCAUGGUUAAUUGACAUCUUGAAGAAAAAA